Messenger RNA from Anopheles bellator, 9048 nucleotides. RefSeq names its product myosin-I heavy chain (gene Myo81F). Gene Ontology annotation, cellular component: myosin complex; cytoskeleton. Lineage: Eukaryota; Metazoa; Arthropoda; Insecta; Diptera; Culicidae. Gene Ontology annotation, molecular function: protein binding; ATP binding; cytoskeletal motor activity. The record is from RefSeq and is a predicted model, not a curated record. Gene Ontology annotation, biological process: signal transduction. Bases 1 to 7188 code for a protein of 2395 amino acids. The transcript is spliced from 14 exons.
AUGGAUCGCGUGAAGAAUCCGGCGGACCUAUGCGGCCGCAUCGGAUCCACCCCGGACAAGGGUGUCCCCGAUAUGACCUGCAUCUCGGACAUCGAUGAAAACGGCAUCAACCGCAAUCUGAAAGUGCGCUACGAGCGCGACCAGAUAUACACCUACACCGGAUCGAUCCUGAUUGCCGUCAACCCGUACAAAGAGAUCGAAUGCUACACUCAGGAAUAUGUCGCCAAAUACCACGGGCAAAAGCUGGGACUCCUGGAGCCGCACGUCUUCGCUAUGGCCGAAGCAGCCUAUCGCAACAUUCGCGACAACAACACCAACCAAUCAUGUGUCAUAUCCGGCGAGUCGGGGGCCGGGAAAACGGAAACAACCAAAUUCAUCUUGCAGUACCUGUGCUCGGUGACGUGCGACGUGUCGACCUGGGUUCAGCAGCAGAUCCUAGAGGCCAACACUAUCCUGGAGGCGUUCGGCAAUGCGAAAACCAUUCGCAACGACAACAGCUCUAGAUUUGGGAAGUUCAUGCAAGUGUGUUUCGAUUCCAAGUGGUGCAUCAAAGGGUGCAUCAUCCAGGACUAUCUGCUGGAGCAGUCACGCAUCACCUUCCAGAGCCCUGGCGAGCGCAACUAUCAUGUCCUGUAUCAGCUGGUGGCGGAGGGGCGCACCAACAAUGAGCUGGCCACCGUGCUACAUCUGCGCGAUGCUUCCUUCUAUCGGUACCUGAAUUCGGGCGGCACGGAAGCCGGCGAACAGUCGGCCAUGGAGGUAGCGGCCGAAUCGAAGCGUUUUGAGGCCCUCCGAUUGGCGUUCAACGUGCUGCAAAUAUCACAGCCGCUGAUAGACGGCAUCUUUCGCGUGCUAAGUGCCAUAAUUUGGUUGGGAAACCUCAACUUUGCCGACGUCGACGGAGAGCGGUGCGAGCUGGCGCCCGAAGAUGGCGAAAUUGUGACGAUCGUGGCCCAGCUGCUCGGCCUUCAGGAGGCGGAUCUGGUGCAAGUGCUGCUGAAGCGGCAGAUCAAUGUGCGCGGCAACAUUACGGAGAUCCCGCUGAAGCUGCAGGAAGCGGGAGAAAACCGGCACGCCAUGGCCAAGGCUCUCUAUUCGCGGACCUUCGCCUGGUUGAUCAGUCACAUCAACACCUGCAUCAACCCGGGGCAGGAUGCGUCCCGCUUUCUCGGGGUGCUGGAUAUUUUCGGCUUCGAAAACUUCAAUACCAACUCGUUUGAGCAGCUAUGCAUCAACUACACGAACGAAAAGCUACACAAGUUCUUCAACCAUUACGUGUUUGCGCUGGAACAGGAAAUUUACCGUCAAGAGGAAAUCAAGUUUUCCCACAUUCAAUUUACCGACAACACACAGUGCUUGGAGUUAAUCGAGAAACCGCCCCGCUGUAUUCUCAAACUGCUCACGGAACAGUGCCAUAUGCCCAAAGGAUCCGACACAGCAUAUCUGACCAACCUGCACAGUGAGUUCGAGCCUCACUCGAGCUACGUGAAAGGGCAAGAUCGACGUCACUGGGAGUCGGAGUUUGGUAUUCGCCAUUAUGCCGGUUGCGUUAGCUACACCGUGAAGGGGUUCGUCGACAAGAACCGCGAUGUGCAGCAGGACGUGCUGUUUGAUCACAUGAGCCGCAGUGCCAACACGUUCGUGCAGGAAAUUGCAUCCUUUCAGGAUCUGCUCUCCAUUCAACACGUACAGUCAGCCGCUUCCUCCGCCACCAGCACGGUUUCGCGCGGAACGUCAAAGGGAAAGCUGACCGUUAGCGAUACCUUCCGGCAGCAGCUACAGGCCCUCGUAGACGUGCUGCAAAGUACCAACCCGUGGUACGUGCGCUGCAUUAAGCCGAACUGUGACAAGCUGCCGAACGACUACGAUGAUCAGCUGGUUCUCGAUCAACUACGCUAUCUCGGCAUGCUAGACAUCAUCCGUAUCCGGCGCGAAGGUUUUCCGGUCCACCUGACGUUCGACGACUUUGUGCAGAAAUAUCAAUGCCUCACGAAACGGUUCCGCAACAUGUCCAGUCCGGAUCAGGCCCUGGCAGUGAUACGUGAGCUGAACGUACCGACGACCGAGUGGCAGAUGGGGCGUUCGAAGGUUUUUCUACGCAGUGUCGUUCACGAACCGCUGGAGGACGCCCGAAAGCAGGUGAUCAACUCGAAGGCCCUCGUCAUACAGCGGAACUGGAAACGGUACAGCCAGCAGCAGCAGUACCGACGAUAUCGCUCGGCAGCGCUGAAAAUACAACAUGCCUACAAGGGCUGGAAGCUACGCAUCGAGUUCCUCAAGAAGCGUCGCGCUGCCAUCGUCAUCCAGAGCCACCUGAGAGGAGUAUUCGCACGGGAAGUGGCCACCGCACUGCGCGAAAUGCGUCGCGUUGAUGAGGAGAUGCGUAAACGUGAGCGAUUGGAAGCGGAACGGAAGGAACGAGAAGCGGCCCAAGCGGAAGCCGACCGAAAGGCGCUGGAGGAAAGCGAAAGGGUCGCUAAGGAAGAAAUACUCGCUUUGUCGCAAAUGGCCGAGCAGAUAAACUCGAAACUGCACUCACAACAGCAUGUUAACAAUAAUAACAGCCGCCUUUCGCAAGCAGCCUGCAAACAGCAAAACGGCGGUGCCGGGAACGCCACUACCGGCAGUGACAAGGGUGGCCAGUUGAUAGGCAGUAUCGGCGCCAAUGGCGCGAAAGCGGGCAGCCUGCAAAGCAACGAUUCAGUUGAUCUGGACAAUUUGUUUGCCUUUCUCAGCGAGGUACAGCCUAACGCGAACUCGAAUGCCAUCAUUGACGAAAUCGGUGAAAAGAUGGACACGCUGGUAGAAGAUCUGGACGUCGAGCUGGAGUCGGUUAUACAGCAAGAAAUCGAAGGUUUGACAUGCGAAAGAAACAACAAUGUAGCGGCCACUACCGCUACCUCGAAAGCGCAGCUGGUGAACGGUAGCAUCCCGGCCCACAGUACCACCGGCAACACUAAUAACAAUAACAACUAUACCAACAAACCAACGACACCCAAACCUAUGGGAGGUACUCCAUCGUUGCCGGAACCGACAAUGCCGCCGCCACCGCCACCGGUCGAGAACAAUAACCACACGCGACCAACUCCGCCGCAGCACCACCAUCCGGCAACGCUUCAUCACAUUCGACGCCAUGAAGAGCCUAUCUACGAAGCAGUCAUCCAUCUCAAAGAGCUUCCACCGCCGCCACUGGAAGCCAAUGAAAAAGUGCCACCGAUUCCGCAACAUCAAACUCCCCAACAACCACCACUGAUGGGAGCGGCGCUGCCACCACAGAGUCAUCCAAUUCUUCCGCCACCUCCUCCGGUGCAUGCACAUCAACCGGCGCCACCACCCCAUGCACACCAACCGCAAGCGCAUGCACAUCACGGUCAAGCGGAGGCUCCACAACCACCGCCACACGCUCACGCUGUUCCGAACCACGCAUAUGUUCACCUGGAGAACGGUACAGCAGGACAUAAGCUACGUCCCAAGAGCCCGGCGGUAAUCCGGUCCGCCAGUCCCAUCCAGCGCGUUGGUUCCGGUGGUCCGAUGAGCCCGUCGUCGCCCAAGCAAAGCCGCCCGAGCUCGCGCGCUUCCUCGACCGGCGCUGGUCAUCCGUACGCGGAACGUGAACAGCGGCGCAAGUAUCGGGUGGAAAAGAAGCUGCAAGAGAUGCAACAGCUCGAUAUAAGCGAGCGCGAAAAGGAGUUACUGCGCGACGAUGUGUACUACGACAUCCUCGAGUUCGCCGAAAGCUACUACAACACGCACGAGCGAUCACCGGAGGGCACCAUCAUGGCGACCCUUACCCGGAAGGGCCGAAAAUCGGUCGAUAUGGUGCCGAAGUACGAGAUGAUCACGUACUACCGUGGCACCACAAUCCCGUCGUCGCACAUACACAUGUACGAUCCGGAGAAUGUGACUAUCGCGUGCAACGUGUUCCGCGAUCUGUGCAAAUACAUUCGCGGCGAGCUGAACAACGAACGGGAAUUGCAGGUCAUUCAGUUUAUCAUCGGGCAAGGCAUCGAACGGGAGGAGUUGCGGGACGAAAUCUUCGUGCAAUGCAUGCGGCAGGCCACGAACAAUCCGAGCGUGGACUGGACCGACCGGGUGUGGUUGUUGCUCUGCCUUACAAUCGUCGCAUUUCAGCCGAGCAAACUGUUGUUCCGGUAUUUCGUUAGUUUCCUGAAGAAAAAUCUGGAAUCUCUCGAAGGGAAGCUGCGCCAGUACGUGCAAUGGUGUUUAGAUAAUUGUAAAAACACAAAAGUCCGAUGCCGUCAGUAUCCGCCGUCGAGUGUGGAGGUUGCGGCAAUGCGGCGGCUUGGAACGAUCGUUUGUCGAUUUUUCUUCCUCGAUGGUCGUACGAAGGCCAUUGAUGUACACCCAACGGACACGGCCAGCGAUGCGGUCGCGAAGCUAGCGGAAAAGCUUGGGUUGUGCAAUAUUGAAGGAUGGGCCAUUUACCAAUCUCGCCCGGAUGGUGAAGAGCACGUAAAGUCGCACGAUUAUUUGUAUGACAUUAUUGCAGCCUGGGAAACAAAGCAAACAAAGAUUCAUGCUUCCAGCUCGACGUUGCGCAAAAACGCCACCACCCUGGGCUCGGGAGAGAACCGUUUUGUGUUCAAGAAGCGUCUGUUUAAGAGCACACGCGAACUAUCGCAGGAUCCGGUGGAGGUUAACAUGUUGUACGCUCAAGCCGUAUAUAGUGUGGUAAAGUGUGAUGAUUUCCCCGUAUCAGAGAAAGUGGCGUUACAACUGGCCGGCUUGCAGGCCCAGGUCGCUCUCGGCGAUCCCUCUAACCAACCGAAGCCGGAGUAUUACUCCGACGUGCCGAGCUAUCUACCGGAGCGCAUUUCGAAAACCCGCGAAGAACAGUUCUGGGUGCCGAUACUGGCCCAAGCUCAUCGACAGUACGGUUCAGGACGGACGGAGCUGACGGCGAAGGUACUCUACCUAUCGUGCGUCAUGCAGUACCCCUUGUACGGUACAACGAUGUUCGCCGUGUCCUACCGUGGCUAUUGGAGCUAUGGUAACAGUUUAAUACUCGGCGUGAACUGCGAGGGUAUCAUACUCAUCAAGCCGGACGACAAGUUCGUCCUGUAUGAGUUCCGUUACGCAGAGGUAGAGUCGAUCAUGCUCGAUCCAAGCGACAGCUUCAUCACGCUCAGUCUCAACCGACACGGCGGUACCACUACCGACCAGCAGCGGUGCUUCGUGUUUGAGACUUUACAGAAGAACGAAAUCGGUUCACUAAUCGUGUCGUACUACCCGGCACUCUCGAAUUGGAUCACCGAGAAUGAGGUGCCUCCCAAGAAGAGCAAAGGCAUCACAAACGAGGAUCGGGUGCGGUUGCACCACAACCUGGUUGUGUGUCGUCGCCAUCUGGUGGAUGCUGAACUCCUGCGCAAACCGCAGGACCCGAGCGGAGGCUUCCUGCGCAACACCCUGCGCCGCCUGUCUAAGCAUCGUUUGGAGAAGCUGCGUGCCGAGCACGGCAGCUCUGUGCACGAUCACGGUGAAACGUACAAGGGUUUUCCACACGCCUACUGGGCCUUUAGUCGUCAAGCGUUACCCCAGAGUCUCAGCAAGCUGCCGGACCAGGAGGAGCAAGCCAUGCUGCAGGUAUUCAAUUCGAUCCUGACAUACGCAGGCCUCGGACAAAACGGAGAGACAGUUCAGCGUGCAGAAGACGAACACAUUACGCUCAUACAAUCGAUCAUGGAUCGGUGCAUGCGCAAGGAAUCGCUGCUCAAUGAACUGUAUCUACAACUGAUCAAGCAAACGACCGACCAUCCCGAUCCCAACUCACGCGUUAACCUGCGCCAUUGGGCUCUGCUUUCGCUAGCAUGUAGCGUCAUUUUACCACCGCAGAAAGUGGUCCGCAAGUAUCUGCUUGGCCAUCUGAAACGUUGCGCUAGUGAUUUCAUCACCGAGGAGGGCAAGUAUGCACGCUUUGCGGAGAAAUGUUUCUUCAAAACGCAGGGUACCCGGCGACGCCAGUGGCCACCAAGCCGGGAGGAGAUCAUCUGCACCAUCAAUCGCCGUCCGAUCUACGCGCGGUUCCAUUUCAUGGACGGCCAGUACCACUCGGUGGAGUUCCACCCAAGCUCGACCUCUCGAGAGGUGAUGGAAAUCGUGAAGAAGAAGAUUGGUCUUCAGGAAAAUGCAUUGGGGUAUGCCAUAUACGAAGUGCUGGGAGCCUCCGAGCGCAGCUUGCUGCCGGACGAAAAGGUUGCUGACGUUAUGUCGAAGUGGGAAAAGUAUCGCACUGCUGCCGCACAGGCCGUGCAACAGAAUCAGAGCUCCAACUUACCACCCGCCUGUCGCCGGCAGCAUCAUCUGUUUCUCUUCAAGAAACAUCUGUUCUGCGAUCAGUACAUGAACCUAGACGACCCCGUCGAGAAGGAAUUGCUCUAUCACCAGGUGCUACACGGUUUGCGUACCGAACGUUUUCCAAUCACCGAAAUGGAGGCUAUUAUGUUAACUGCUCUACAAGGACAACUUGAACUGGGCGAUAGCUCCGAUGUGGUGCAAGACUACCGACCGAUAGCAGCGCACUGUUUACCACCCCGUUUCGUGCCCAACAUCCCGCGCGACAGUGUUGCGAUGCAUCAUCAAAGCCUGCGCGGCACAACGCCGGCUGAAGCGAAAAAAUCUUUCCUGAACCUCAUCCAAAGCUGGCCGCUGCACAAAGCCACCAUUUUUGAUGUGAUGCAAUCGUUCACCUCUAACUGGCCGCGAAUGCUAUGGCUAGCGGUUGACCAGAAAGGACUGCAUCUGCUCGAGCAUCGUUCCCGUAACACACUCUGCACAUACGAUUACCAAUCAAUACUGUCGUUUUCUCCCAACAUGAACUGUCUUAUGAUUAUCACUGGCUCUGAUAAGAAACAAUCAAAGGUCAUACUCACCACUGCCCAGGCGUUCCAAAUUGCCAACCUUAUCCGAGAAUACAUGGAAGUGCUGAGAAGGCAGCAGUCGCACUCGGAUGAUGCCCAGAAGGAAAAUCAACCGGCUGGAGCCUGUCAAUCGGCAGCGACAAGACAGGAGCAACCUCCACAGGUUCCGCCACACAAUCAACCGCUUCCGCCACCUCAUCAACAGAUUCCCUUGGCGCAACAGCCUGGUGCCAAUAAAGGUGGUCAACGUCCACCAUCGAUGCUUCUACGGCAGUCGAGCGCUGCUCUCGUAGCGCCUCAACCAAGCUAGAAUCAAACUCCAAAAAAGUAAAGACCCCCCCUGAUUAUGUUGUUCCAGAUGGCUCAACCAAAUAUCAAAACAACUGUAAUUUAAAUCAAAACUAACCGGAGCCAAAAUUUUGGCGGGAAGAAACACUUUAGACAUCAAAUCCAUGUGUGUGGCGUCGGCAGCACACACGGUGCUAAAAUAAGGUAUUGUGUAGAAAUGGUACUAAUGAGGCGUUUUUGAGCAAGAGGAACGUUUAAGCCCGCUCCUUUCCCACAGACUCUUUUAACCAUUUUCACGCCAAAAACCACGAUUGAUCUCAAAAUGAUAAGCAUCAGAAACAGGCAAUACUAGAACAACUAUCCGCCUAAGCUAGCCUGAGUUGGCUGCCGAUUGGUUUCGCUUAGUCUACAUCAUUACAUAGCACUACCGUCUAACAAGUGAAAAGAAAAGACGAAGAUUCAUGGCCUCGAAUAGAAUGGAGCACCCAGCCUCUACCAAUCAUCCUACCAACAAUAUCUUACCAACAAUUAAAGUAGAACAAUUGAGAAUGAACCAAAAAAAAAACAUACAAAACAGGAUCGUUGCUUAUUGUUAUUACAAAGAAGUUAUCUAUUAGCAGCCUAUUGAUUUCAAGGUUGGUAGACAAAUUUAUGCGCAUGCGUGCAUUGUUCGACCUACCCUCAUUGAUAAAGCAUUCUCCAAUCGUUCAUGAGAUGGUUUAUGAAAAUAUUGAUUUUAGAGAGUAUGGACAAUGGUGUAGAACCAAUGCACAGUUGCUUAAUAGUUUUGGACACUGCCCUCUGCCAAGCCUAAGUCUCCAGUUGGUAUGUUGACAACUGUAGCGCUUUCGAUUGGACUUAUACUAUACAUCUUUUCUAACUAUCAUUCAUAAGUUUUGUGAUUUAGAAUUAUACCUCUUCCUUCUUUUUCACUACUUUUUGAUGGGUAUCAGUUUGCGACAUAAUGCCGAUCACUCGGUACGAUGCGAAACCGUACCAGCAAAAACAAAGGGACUCAGGCCAUUAUUUACAAUUAUGUUCUUUUUGUGUAACUUUACUCUAUCGAACGCUUUUUUACUUAUUUACAGGUGUGUCCAUUCAAUCAAGCUAGGUACAUUAUUGUAAUUUUAGAAUAUGGCCAAAUGAAUAACUAGUUAUUUCCGUAAAGAGGAGAUCUACAACAAAAUAGUUGCUCUGCUUUGAAGUUGUGCGAUGUUCUCGAAAUUUAUUUUAAUAUUCAACCCAAUUGCAGGUCAUGCAAUGCGUACCUUUUUUACAACAAUUUAACAGUUUUAAGCUUUCUACUUUAGCCUUUUUACUUUUAGUCUGAUCAUAACAAAGUUCGGAAUUCUUUCUAUACAAUAGGUGGUUGGUUUCGACUCGAAGUGUUUUCAAAACUAUCGUAAACGUGGGGAAUUUAGUGAAACACAGCAAAACGGAGCAUGAAGAAUGCAGAUAGCAUGUGCAAAAGUAGCUAAGAAAAAUUGUACAAAACAGUGAGAACGACGGAGUGAACAAGCACCUACGUAUUAAACUACAAAAUACGGGGUGCAAACGUCGGAGUAAAUGUUAUGAAAUAAUGCUAAAACGCCAGUAUGAAAUACACAGCACUAUCAACUAACUAACGCCUAUCUUUCAAAUACGACGAAAACAUGCUAGGCAGUGGACAAAUUCGGCCACACCAUAGUGAAACAAUAUACCAUACGCAGACAAACAAUAAUACCUUUGAUGCAAAAAACCUUGCAUAUUUCUUUUUUUUUGUAUUUAUAACAACCGACGAAAUAUUAUAAUUUAAGUAUUGUAAUUUUGAAAUUAACUUAAAAACAUUCGUCGUGCACUAAAAACAAAUUCUCCACGGAGUAGCUUAAAACGGACACUGACA